Molecule: messenger RNA, 933 nt
Organism: Cuscuta epithymum
Lineage: Eukaryota; Viridiplantae; Streptophyta; Magnoliopsida; Solanales; Convolvulaceae
Source: the annotation of a GenBank genome assembly
AGAUUUCUAGGAGAGCUGAAAAAGAAAGUGACCAACAAGGCACACGUUGAGGCUUCAAUUUGUCAAGCGUAUCUUCAACAAGAAAUCUCAACGUUCUCGUCUUUUUACUUCGAGCGUGACGUCAUCACCAGAAGGAAGAGACCUGCCCGGAACGAUGACAUUGGCGAGGAUUUAUAUGAAAAUGUAGUUUCCAUCUUCAAUUACCCAGGCAGAGGUAAAGGUGCUGCGACACAACGAUACAUCCUGGGUGGGGAAUUGCAAAUUGCGCAUACUUAUAUCCUCAUGAAUUGUCCAGAUAUCUCACCGUUUUAUCAUGAAUUCCGAGCUUCUUUAUCAGCCUUUCCUGAGAAUGAAAUUGAUGCGUUGGUGGACUCUGAUUUUGUAAAUUGGUACAAGUAUAUAUAUACACACACUAUUUAUAUAUAUUACCUAAUGUUUACCUAAUGUUAUUAUUAUGUUUAUAUUUACAGAUCAAUAGUCGUGGGAUUGUCGACCCUUUGUUAGUAUCAUUAGCGUGGGGCCCAGGUGCCAGUGCCAAAGUGUGGCGGCAAUAUGUGAUAAACGGUUACACAUAUCACACAGCCGAUUACGGAGAGGGCCGACCAACAACGAACAGCGGGUUAUGUGUCCCGACCAUCGGUUAUGAUAACUCGGAAACCAAUUUUUUUGGUGUCCUGCAGGAGAUUCUGGAACUUGAGAUGCCUUCUGGUGCGAAAAAAUUCACAUGCGUUCUGUUCCGUUGCACAUGGGUCGACCCCACACGUGGCGUGCGCAAAAAUCCGAAGUAUAAUAUGAUUGACGUCAACCUCUCUCGUGUGUACCCGAAAAAUGAGCCUUUCAUACUCGCCCAACAAGCAGCGCAGAUUUAUUAUGCAGAAUAUCCUUCAACAAGGCGGACACAGAAUCCUUGGGUGUGUGCAUGUCCUGUCCGUC